AGUAGGAGGUCCUUUUCCGCAGACUCCAACAUGGCCCGAGGACCGAAGAAGCACCUGAAGCGCGUUGCAGCGCCCAAGCAUUGGAUGCUUGACAAGCUCACCGGAGUAUUUGCUCCUCGCCCCUCCACCGGUCCCCACAAGCUUAGGGAGUGCCUGCCCCUCAUCAUCUUCCUGAGGAACAGGCUGAAGUACGCUCUGACCGGGGAUGAGGUCAAGAAGAUCUGCAUGCAGAGGUUCAUCAAGAUCGACGGCAAGGUCCGCACCGAUGUCACCUACCCCACUGGCUUCAUGGACGUGAUCAGCAUCGAGAAGACUGGAGAGCACUUCAGACUGAUCUAUGAUGUCAAGGGCCGUUUUACCGUUCACCGCAUCACAGCCGAGGAAGCCAAAUACAAACUGUGCAAGGUGAGGAAAAUCAUCAUUGGCACCAAGGGGAUCCCUCACCUGGUCACCCACGAUGCCCGCACCAUCCGCUACCCCGACCCCCUCAUCAAGGUCAACGACACCGUCCGUAUUGACCUGGAGACUGGCAAAGUCACAGAGUUCAUUAAGUUUGAUACCGGUAACCUGUGCAUGGUGACUGGUGGUGCUAACUUGGGGCGUAUUGGUGUGAUCACCAACAGAGAGAGACACCCUGGCUCCUUUGAUGUAGUGCACGUGAAGGACAGCACUGGCAACAGCUUUGCCACCAGGCUCUCCAACAUUUUUGUCAUUGGCAAGGGCAACAAGCCAUGGGUGUCCCUGCCCCGUGGAAAGGGUAUCCGCCUUACCAUCGCUGAGGAGAGAGACAAGAGACUUGCUGCCAAGCAGAGCAGCAGCUAAACCUCAACAGGAAUGGCUAACACACAACCUGGUUUCAAAUAAAAUGAAAAUGUUAUUUACAACAGGA
Molecule: messenger RNA, 889 nt
Organism: Chanos chanos (milkfish)
Lineage: Eukaryota; Metazoa; Chordata; Actinopteri; Gonorynchiformes; Chanidae
Gene: rps4x
Product: ribosomal protein S4 X-linked
Exons: 7
Coding region: 31-822 (263 amino acids)
Biological process (GO): translation
Cellular component (GO): cytosolic small ribosomal subunit; ribosome
Molecular function (GO): RNA binding; structural constituent of ribosome
Source: RefSeq, a predicted model, not a curated record